AGGAGGGGCAGGCAGGGGGCGGAGACGAGCCUGAGUCGGGGGUCCGUGGAGGUACCUGGGGGCUGAGGCUGCACACGCCCAGGUGACCUUGCUUGCAGCAGGCAUGUCAGAGGAUGAGGCGGCUCAGGCCCGCAGACCCAGCUUGUGGGAGCAGGACCAGCAGAGCGCAGUGCAGCGAGUUGUGGCCCUGCCCCUGGUCCGGGCCACAUGCACUGCCGUCUCCGGUGCGUAUAGCGCAGCCAAGGAUAGGCACCCGCUACUGGGCUCUGCCUGCCGCCUGGCCGAGCACUGCGUGUGCAGCCUCACCACCAGCGCUCUGGACCACGCCCAACCGCUGCUCAGCCACCUGCAACCUCAGCUGGCUACAGUGAAUGAUCUUGCCUGCAGGGGCCUAGACAAGCUGGAGGAGAAGCUACCCUUUCUCCAGCAGCCUUCCGACAGGGUGGUAACCUCAGCCAAGGAUGCAGUGGCCAGCAGUAUGACCGGCGUGGUGGGCCUGGCACGGCAGAGCCGGCGCUGGAGUGUGGAGCUAAAGCGCUCCAUGAGCCACGCUGUGGACGUUGUGCUGGGCAAGUCGGAGGAGCUGGUGGACCACUUCCUGCCCAUGACCGAGGAGGAGCUUGCGGCGCUGGCAGCGGAGGCUGAAGGCCCAGAAGUGGGCUCAGUGGAAGAGCAGAGGAGACAUCAGGGCUACUUUGUGCGCCUGGGCUCCCUGUCAGCACGGCUCCGCCACCUGGCAUAUGAGCACUCUCUCGGGAAACUGAGGCAGAAGAAACACCACGCCCAGAACACACUGGCCCAGCUGCAGGAGACACUGGAGCUGAUUGACCUUGUGCGGUGUGGGGUGACGCCCACCGCCCCAGCCAGCCCUGGGAAAGUGCACGAGCUGUGGGGGGACUGGAGCCUCGGUGCCCUGGAGAACGGCCGCCGACGCAGCCAGGCGGAGCUGGAAACACUGGUACUAUCCCGAAGUCUGAUGCAGGAGCUACAGAGCUCAGUGGACGCACUGGAGAGCAGCGUGCGGGGCCUGCCCCGGGGCGCCCAGGAUAAGGUGUCCGAGGUCCGGCGCAGCGUGGAUGCCCUGCAGGCCGCCUUCGCCGACGCGCGCUGCUUUGGGGACGUGCCCGCAGCGGCGUUGGCUGAGGGACGGGGCAGAGUGGCUCGGGCCCACGCCUGCGUGGACGAGCUGCUAGAGCUGGUGGUGCAGGCCGUGCCACUGCCCUGGCUCGUGGGGCCCUUCUCGCCUGUUCUGCUAGAGCGGUCGGAGCCCCCACCAGACCUGGAAAACCUAGUGGACGAGGUCGUGGGGACCCCUGACCCUCGCUGGGCGCACCUGGACUGGCCAGCCCAGCAGAGAGCCUGGCAGGCCCAGCACAGGGAUGGGACAGGUUUCCCAGAGGACAUUCCAGAGGAGGAGCCUGAGCCCCCCAGCCGUCCCAAGCACACGCUGAUGCCAGAGCUGGACUUCUAACCGGACUGGGCCUUGCAACCAGAGGCAGAAGGAGACUGUCUCUACACCUCAUCUUGCUGCCCCCUAGUGGCCAUGUGGAAGCACUAACACCGAAUGCCUUAACCUUGGCCCAGGCACGGAUUGGGGGGCUUCCGGGCGGAAUUGUGAAUCUAGGCCAGCUUCACUGAUACCAGAUCCUCCCCAGUACAUCCCUUGGACAUAUGGGGACAUGAACCUAAUCCAGUCUGACUAGUCCUCAGCUGGGUUCAUCUCUGUGGUCACCUGUUUCCUUACCCCAAGAAGCCAAUCAAACCUCCUUGGAGAAACACACAUUUUGCCCAAUGGCUUCUAUUUGGGGCUUUGAAAAGUGAGCACUCCCCUGCUCCCCCAGCUUGCACAUCCUGGACUGAGGGGCCCCCAGAGAUGCUGGGUUGCACCAGCUGGGCCUGCCAGACCCACCUGCUUUGCUGUUUGGGGCAUGCUCUCCAGAAUAAAGGUGCUUCAUGCUGCCCAGA
Molecule: messenger RNA, 1965 nt
Organism: Phyllostomus hastatus (greater spear-nosed bat)
Lineage: Eukaryota; Metazoa; Chordata; Mammalia; Chiroptera; Phyllostomidae
Gene: PLIN5
Product: perilipin 5
Exons: 8
Coding region: 104-1471 (455 amino acids)
Biological process (GO): positive regulation of triglyceride storage; lipid storage
Cellular component (GO): cytosol; lipid droplet
Source: RefSeq, a predicted model, not a curated record